AUGAGCAACGAAAUAGAACGUCGCGAUAGUGGUCGAAGCAGUAAACAAGGUGCUUCGCAUCUAUCUCCAUAUGAAUUUACUAAAACUGGUAUUACUGGUGAUCAACGAGAUACGAUGCUUGGAAGUGAACUUCAACUUUUACCGGAAUUAGGUAAAUGCCGUCGUCGUGGUCAUAAAUUACCUCCACGAAAUUUUACAUACGGUGUUACACUUCCUCGUCAUGAUGGUGGUGUGGGUGAAGCUUUGUGUCAUGGACCUGAAAAGGAACGUAAAAUUAAUCCAGAUUUUGAAUUUGUUCGUGAUUAUUCAGCCUUAAAUAAAGCAGCACUUGAAUCUGGUAUGAUAACUGCUAAGGAUCAAGCACGUUUUAGAACUGUACAUGAUAUUCAAAAGAAAGUUCAAGUUCGUGAUGUAUCACAUUCGAAAAAAACACGAAAAUUUGCUGAUGAUAUGGUAUUCGGUAACCCAAAUAGACCAUCAACACCUAUACAGGAAGUUUUACAAAAUCGUUUUCUUAAUAAUUGGCUUGAUUCAAUGCAAAAUAAACAAGCUUCAGCUGAAAAAGAACGUGCUGAUGCUACCAAUGCUUUUAAAGGAAGUUAUCAUACAAAAUCAUCACUUCUUCGACAAGCUAAAAUUCCGGUUGAACCCAAACCAUUAUGGAAAAUGCCAAAAUUUGCUAAUGGUGUAAAUCAAGUUGAUUCAUUCCGAAGUGAAUCUGAACGUCGUCGAGCAUAUAGUGCUAAUUCAUUUGAUUCAAUACCUCGUCAAGGUACAUAUCAUACUGGAAUUUAUAAUGUUCCACGUACCACUGUCAAAACAUAA
This is a messenger RNA of Adineta steineri, 825 nucleotides long. NCBI's taxonomy places the organism in Eukaryota, Metazoa, Rotifera, Eurotatoria, Adinetida, Adinetidae. The record is from the annotation of a GenBank genome assembly.